ACCACUUAACCCAAUUAGUCAUAUCACAAUAAUCGAAGUUCUUAUUUCAACUCAAAGCGAGUCAAAAGCUGUGCUGUACCUCGCCCUCCCCUUUAUUCUACGCACCCUCUCUGCUUAUCCUGCACUCCCUCACCGUUUCGUCGACUCAAAUACUCAACACUACGCAUCUUCUCCUUCACAUACAUCACUCUCCACCGCUUCAACACUCUCAUCUCAACAGUUUCACUCUCUCGUUUCGUUGUUUCAGGAAAGAAUCAUGAGUUGUUUCAGCUGUUGCCAAGAGGAUGAUAUCCACAAGGUUGCUGAGAGUGGUGGACCAUAUAUUGUAAAAAAUCCAGCAGGGAAUGAUGGAAAUUACCAUGCUUCCGAGUCUACAAAACCGGGAGCUCAGACUGUUAAAGUGCAGCCCAUUGAAGUUCCAGAGAUACAGGCCGAUGAACUUAAAGAAGUUACUGAUAACUUUGGACAAGAUUCUCUGAUUGGAGAGGGAUCAUAUGGAAGAGUUUAUUAUGGAGUUCUUAAGAAUGGCCAGGCUGCAGCAAUCAAGAAGUUAGAUGCCAGUAAACAGCCUGAUGAGGAAUUCUUGGCCCAGGUUUCUAUGGUAUCAAGGCUGAAACAUGAUAAUUUUGUCCAAUUGCUUGGAUACUGCGUUGAUGGAAACAACCGUAUUCUUGCUUAUGAGUUUGCAUCUAAUGGUUCUCUUCACGACAUUUUACAUGGCAGAAAAGGGGUUAAAGGAGCACAACCCGGUCCAGUUUUGACAUGGGCACAAAGAGUGAAAAUUGCUGUAGGGGCUGCAAGAGGGCUUGAAUACUUGCAUGAGAAGGCUGAUCCCCAUAUUAUUCAUCGGGACAUCAAGUCAAGCAAUGUGCUAAUCUUUGAAGAUGAUGUUGCAAAAAUUGCAGAUUUUGAUUUGUCAAAUCAGGCUCCAGACAUGGCCGCACGUCUUCAUUCCACUCGUGUCCUUGGAACCUUUGGUUAUCAUGCACCUGAAUAUGCAAUGACUGGACAAUUAAAUGCUAAGAGUGAUGUGUACAGUUUUGGUGUUGUCCUUUUGGAACUUUUGACCGGAAGAAAACCUGUUGAUCAUACACUACCACGUGGACAGCAGAGUCUGGUUACUUGGGCUACACCAAAACUCAGUGAGGAUAAAGUCAGACAGUGUGUUGAUACAAGACUAGGAGGAGAAUACCCACCAAAAGCUGUUGCUAAGAUGGCUGCUGUUGCUGCAUUGUGUGUGCAAUAUGAAGCUGAUUUCAGACCUAACAUGAGCAUUGUAGUCAAAGCUCUUCAACCUUUGUUGACUGCCCGAGCUGGACCUGCUGGCGAAACAGCAAAUUAACCUCUCUUUAUCUUUUUCUAUAUCUGUGAGUAUGUUUACAAGUGUGCAUGCAAAAUAUAAGAGACUGCUUCAGAAGCUGGUAUUAAAUUGGUCGAACAAGGCUUUUUGUCCCAAAGGUUACACUGCAUUCAUUUUGUUCAUAAUCCAUGAGGCUGUUUGGGGUU
Messenger RNA from Vicia villosa (hairy vetch), 1506 nucleotides. RefSeq names its product pto-interacting protein 1-like. Gene Ontology annotation, biological process: protein phosphorylation. The coding region runs from base 257 to 1342 and encodes 361 amino acids. The transcript is spliced from 8 exons. NCBI's taxonomy places the organism in Eukaryota, Viridiplantae, Streptophyta, Magnoliopsida, Fabales, Fabaceae. Gene Ontology annotation, molecular function: protein kinase activity; ATP binding. The record is from RefSeq and is a predicted model, not a curated record.